ACCAAUUCUCAACGUUCAGUGAUUCUCUAAUUUUAUUCAAGAAAUUAGAGUAUUCCCUAUGGCCCCAGCAUCCCAACCCUUGUCUCACCCAAAACCCAUUUCUCUGCAAGAAGAGCAACGUCGAUCAGCCAAUUAUCAUCCCAGUAUUUGGGACCCCAGUGUGAUCAAGUCCUUUACCACUCCAUACACAUAUGAAUUCCACGGUACCAAGUUGGAAGAGCUGAAACAAGAAGCUGAUAAGUUGUUUGCCUCAACCAAAGACACUGCUGCCUUGUUAAAGUUAAUUGACUCAUUGCGGAGGCUUGGUGUGGCCUACCAUUUUCAGAAACAGAUUGCAGAGGCUUUGACUCAAUUGCAUGUUGAUCGAAAUGUCUCCAUUAAUGACCUUUCCACAGCUGCUUUGUAUUUUCGCCUUCUUCGAGAGCAUGGUUAUCGAGUUAGUGCAGAUAUAUUCGAGAAAUUUAAAGGUGGAGACGGGAAGUUCAUGGACAGCUUAAGUGGAGAUGUUGAGGGGCUUUUGUGCUUGGAUGAAGCUUCAUUCUUGGGAGUGCAAGGGGAAAAAAUUCUUGAACAGGCAAAGGGUUUUGCCAGUGAAAGUCUCAAGACUUUAAUAGGGAAACUGGACAAAAAUAAGGCUAAGCAUGUUCAACAGUCGCUGGAGGUUCCGCUUUACUGGAGGAUGGAAAGGAUUGAAGCACGAAACUUCAUUGACUCCUACCAGAUGGAUGAUACAAAGAGCUCAGUUUUGCCGGAGCUGGCUAAGUUAGACUACAAUCUUAUUCAAUCAGCUUACCAGCAAGAACUGAAAGAACUAGCAGAGUGGUGGAGGGAAUUGAACUUCAAGGAGAAGCUUAGUUUCAGCCGAGACCGAUUGAUGGAAAUAUAUUUCUGGGCUACAGGGUUAAGCUUUGAGCCCCAAUAUUCCAAAUGCAGGAUAUGCUUCACUAAAUACGCAUGCUUGGCAACAGUAGUUGAUGACAUAUAUGACAUAUACGGAUCAGUCGAUGAACUUGAGAGUUUCACAAAAGCAGUGACUGGGUGGGAUGUCAAGGCCGUUGAAGAACUUCCAGAGUACAUGAGAGUAAUGUUCUCAGCCAUAUCUGAAUUUACUAAUGAAUUGGCCAGAGAGACCUCGAAAGAUCAUGGGCUGGAUGUUCUGCCCUACAUCCAGGAGCAGUGGGCUAUACUUUGCAGAGCACAUAUCACAGAAGCCAGAUGGUUUUAUGGUGGUCACACUCCAACUUUUGAUGAAUAUAUACAAAAUGGAUGGAUAUCAAUAGGCAGUCUAGGAGGGCUGGUUCUUCUUUGUUUUGUAGAAGCAGACUCCAUAGUUGAACAAUUCCCGCAUUGUCUCAAAGACUACUCUCAGUUAUUUUACUGGUCAUCUCUCAUCACCCGACUCAGCGAUGAUCUGGGUACCUCCAAGGCUGAGAUGGAGAGAGGGGAUAUACCAAAAGCUGUGCAGAGUUACGUGAUCGAAAAAGGUGUAUCUGAAGAAGAAGCAAGAGAUCACGUAAAGAACCUGAUAAGCGAUUCAUGGAAGAAGAUCAAUGAGGAAAUUGUUGACAAUACUUUCCCUGAAGUUAUAGUAAACUUAUCAAAGAACAUGGCUCGAACAGCUCAGUGCAUGUACCAGCAUGGAGAUGGAGUCGGUACUUCCACCGGAGUGACUAAAGAUUGUAUUGUUUCAUCCAUCCUUAAGCCCAUCUCAAUUUAAGAACAUGGAUUAAUCUUUUACAUGUUUUAUCAAGGAAAAGAGAUUUUAAUUUUAGACCAAUAUUUGGUUGUAAGGUGUGGAAAUAAAUUAGAAUGUUGUUGUAGGAAAUAAAUCAAUGUAUGGGAUGACUCAACGAUUAAAACUUGGAAGUUUGUUAAUUGAUUGAAUUGAAGGUAUAAGUGUUAGAUUUUUUUGUAAAA
Molecule: messenger RNA, 1917 nt
Organism: Theobroma cacao (cacao)
Lineage: Eukaryota; Viridiplantae; Streptophyta; Magnoliopsida; Malvales; Malvaceae
Product: putative terpene synthase 9
Biological process (GO): diterpenoid biosynthetic process
Molecular function (GO): magnesium ion binding; terpene synthase activity
Source: RefSeq, a predicted model, not a curated record